GGGAGUUGUAGUUUCUCUAUUGGUGAAGCGAGGAGGAGGCGGAGUGACUCGGCGGCCAUUAGCUGUGUGUAGUUGCCCGGGACUAGGAGCUUAAGUGAAGAGGGAAGAUUUAUUCGGUGGAAAUCAAUCGUAGCCAUGGGUUGCUGCCGGGGUUAGCCCUAGAGUACGGAGCAGGCGGACUUUUCGGUGCCCCGCCCAGCUUAGUGGCGGGGCCUACUAGGCCUCCGGGCAUCCCCGGUCUCAAGUAGGCCUUGUCUACCGGCAAGGGCGCCCCAAAGGCGGGAGGCGCCAUGUCGCUGGUUGCUUACGCCAGCAGCGAUGAGAGUGAGCCGGAUGAGGCUGAGCCCGAGCCAGAGGAAGAGAAGGCGGCGGCACCUACAUCUGGGCCCACUUUAGGAGGCUUGUUCGCUUCUCUCCCUGCGCCCAAGGGUCCGGCCUUGCUGCCUCCGCCCCCUCAGAUGCUAGCCUCAGCCUUUCCCCCGCCUCUGUUGCUGCCCCCACCCACCGGAGACCCCAGGCUUCAACCUCCUCCCCCGUUGCCCUUCGGCCUGGGUGGCUUCCCCCCACCUCCAGGCGUGAGCCCGGCUGAGGCGGCGGGAGUUGGGGAGGGGUUGGGGUUGGGGCUGCCCUCGCCCCGAGGCCCUGGCCUCAGUCUCCCCCCUCCAAUUGGCGGGGCCGGGCCCCCCAUGGGGCUUCCCAAGCCAAAGAAGAGGAAAGAGCCCGUGAGGAUCGCGGCGCCGGAGCUGCAUAAGGGAGAUUCAGAUUCCGAGGAGGAUGAACCCACAAAGAAGAAAACUGUCCUUCAGGGAUCCAGCGAGGGGACUGGUCUGUCUGCCUUGCUUCCCCAACCUAAAAACCUGACUGUGAAAGAGACUAACAGGUUGCUCCUGCCCCAUGCCUUCUCCCGCAAACCCUCGGAUGGCUCUUCUGAUACUAAGCCCUCUAGACUGGCUUCUAAAACCAAGACUUCCCCUCUUGCCCCUGUUGUGGGCACUACAACCACAACUCCGUCGCCCUCUGCUAUCAAGGCUGCUGCCAAGAGUGCAGCUCUGCAGGUGACAAAGCAGAUCACACAAGAGGAGGAUGACAGUGAUGAGGAAGUAGCCCCCGAGAACUUUUUCUCCCUCCCUGAAAAGGCCGAGCCACCUGGAGUCGAGCCAUACCCUUACCCCGUCCCCACUGUCCCUGAGGAGCUGCCUCCAGGCACGGAACCAGAGCCGGCUUUCCAGGACGAUGCAGCCAAUGCCCCCCUUGAGUUCAAGAUGGCAGCAGGCUCAAGUGGAGCCCCGUGGAUGCAGAAGCCUGGGGAUGACUACAGCUACAAUCAGUUUUCCACAUAUGGCGAUGCCAAUGCCGCUGGUGCUUAUUAUCAGGAUUAUUACAGUGGUGGCUACUAUCCUGCACAGGACCCGGCCUUGGUCCCCCCCCCGGAAAUUGCCCCAGAUGCCUCCUUCAUUGAUGAUGAAGCAUUUAAACGACUACAGGGCAAGAGAAACCGAGGGAGGGAGGAAAUCAACUUUGUGGAGAUCAAAGGUGAUGACCAGCUGAGUGGGGCUCAGCAGUGGAUGACCAAGUCAUUGACAGAAGAGAAGACCAUGAAGUCAUUCAGCAAAAAGAAGGGUGAGCAGCCAACAGGCCAGCAGCGGCGGAAACAUCAGAUCACAUAUCUGAUUCAUCAGGCUAAGGAGCGUGAGCUGGAACUGAAGAACACCUGGUCAGAAAACAAGCUCAGCCGCCGUCAGACCCAAGCCAAGUAUGGAUUCUAGGGCUUCAGAACCAACUCUUACAAGGACCUCCUGCCAGCCCAGCUGGCUCGGCCCCCAGCUUCACUUCUGGGACCCCAGCUGCUCUUAGCCCAGGAUCUCUUUCCCUGAGGACCCAGCCCUCGCCUCUGCGAGAAUGAACAUAUUUGAUAGAUCUUUCUUAACAAAAGUUAGAAAAUUCAGCUCCUUUCUGUCUCGGAGCUAGCAAAGACUUGAGUGGUGCCCCUGAAGGGGCUCUGAAUCUUGGAUGGGAGUUUUGCUCUCUGUCGGAUGUGAUGAAAUAUUGACCCCCUCCCGCCCCCCUUUUUUUUAAAACCAGGGAUGUCUGUUGAAAUAAAACAUUCAGUCUGACAGACGCCA
Messenger RNA from Otolemur garnettii (small-eared galago), 2123 nucleotides. RefSeq names its product papillary renal cell carcinoma (translocation-associated) (gene PRCC). Gene Ontology annotation, cellular component: nucleus. The transcript has 7 exons. Lineage: Eukaryota; Metazoa; Chordata; Mammalia; Primates; Galagidae. The record is from RefSeq and is a predicted model, not a curated record. The coding region runs from base 291 to 1766 and encodes 491 amino acids.